Molecule: messenger RNA, 4299 nt
Organism: Marasmius oreades (fairy-ring Marasmius)
Lineage: Eukaryota; Fungi; Basidiomycota; Agaricomycetes; Agaricales; Marasmiaceae
Product: Type I Iterative PKS
Exons: 7
Coding region: 1-4299 (1432 amino acids)
Biological process (GO): fatty acid biosynthetic process; secondary metabolite biosynthetic process
Molecular function (GO): fatty acid synthase activity; phosphopantetheine binding; 3-oxoacyl-[acyl-carrier-protein] synthase activity
Source: RefSeq, a predicted model, not a curated record
AUGCCAGUGAAGUAUGACUCCAGUGGGCCAGAGCGACUUCCCAAGCAUGAACCCAUCGCUAUCAUUGGGAUGGCUGUCGACAUGCCUGGCUCUCCUGAUGUCUCGAAACUUUGGGAGACACUGGAAAGAGGUAUCAAUACCAUCUCUGAGAUCCCUAUGGCACGCUUCGAAAUAUCGCCUUACGAUGGGAGGAACCCCCGCCGUCAGAUGAAGACGCACACCGGAAACUUCCUCGACGACGCUGAUGAAUUCGAUAAUAAAUUCUUCAGGAUAAGUCCCCGAGAAGCUCUGGAUAUGGAUCCUCACCUCCGAAUUCUCUUACGUGUCUCGCACAAUGCUCUUGAAGACGCAGGAUACGUGCCUGACGCCACCCCGUGUUUCUCUUGGGAGACUUUCGGAUGUUACAUUGGUGGCGCAGCGACCGAUUAUCGUCUCAACUUGCAGAAUGAUAUCGAUCUUUACUACCUUACAGGAAACCUGGCUGCGUUCUUUUGUGGGCGUGUAUCCUACGCAUUUAAGCUCGGAGGACCUUCUAUGAUGGUAGACACCGCUUGUUCGGCUUCAGCUGUCGCAUUAUAUCAAGCUUGCCGUGCCUUAUCUAUUGGAGAUUGCAGGGCAGCUCUUACUGGCGGUGUAAAUGUCUUCUCGAGCCCCGAUCUCUUCCUCGGACUUGACAGAGCCCAUUUCCUGAGCCCGUCAGGCCAAUGUCAGGCCUUCGACGCAUCUGCAGAUGGUUAUUCGCGUGGCGAAGGCUGUGGGAUGUUCGUUCUGAAGCGGUUGUCGGAUGCUAUCGACGAGAACGAUCGCAUUCUAGGCGUCAUUCGAGCUAUCGAGGUCAACCAGAGUUGCUACGCGCCUUCAAUCACCCAUCCGCAUUCACCUUCCCUAUCUGCUCUCUUCCGUACAGUCCUAAAAAACGCCGGGAUACAGGAUCUUUCUCGAGUCAACCUCGUAGAAGCUCAUGGCACAGGAACGCAAGCUGGUGAUCCGAUUGAGAUGGAGAGCAUUCGAGAAGUGUUAUGUGGCGGUCGAAAUGCCGCGAACCCUCUACACGUUACCUCGAUAAAAGGCAAUAUCGGCCAUUUGGAACUGGCUUCUGGGUCUGCAAGCUUAGCGAAAUUGUUGUUGAUGCUACGCCAUGGAGUCAUUCCAGCUCAAAUUUCGUUGAAGGCGCUGAACCCAAACAUAGUACCCCUUGAUUCGGAUCACACCGUCAUCCACACCCAAAAUUCUCCUUGGAACCCAUCCCAUCCUGGAAUGACACGCAUGGCCCUUUUCAACAAUUUCGGUGCUGGGGGUUCUAAUGUCGCAACGUUAAUUGAGGAAUACGUCCCUCUGACUACGCAAACAUCGACUUCUAAUUUACCUUUCGUCUUUGGAUUUUCGGCUAAAGAUGAAAGGGCUGCUGUAGCUUUACGUGACCGUUACGUAGAUUUCCUUCGUACAUCGGAGGAAGAUUUCGUUCACAUUGCAUACACCAUGACAGCACGACGACAACUCUACGAGUAUCGUGGCGUCGUGGUUGCUUCUACCAAAGACGAAGCUAUCGAGAAGCUUCAGACUGUUAAUAUCCGACAGGUAGAAGCUCAAGGUAAUCACAAAUCCUCACCACCUGGUGUGGUUUUCGUGUUUUCAGGACAGGGAGGACAGUUCCUUGGAAUGGGUCGGGAUUUGUACAAAUCUUCAGGGGUGUUCCGGACGGCCGUUGAUAAAUGCCAGGAAAUUCUGGUUUCGCUCGGGUUUUCCGGGAUUAUGGAGAUUAUUACAGAGAGUGGUAACCAACUGGGAGCCGCCUCCCUUCAGAGCGCGGUGUUCGCGGUCGAAUAUGCUUUGGCUCAGUUAUGGAUGUCGUGGGGCGUUCUUCCGAGCGCAUUGAUCGGGCAUAGCCUUGGGGAAUAUGCAGCUUUGGUUAUCGCCAAAGUCUUGACCCUUCGUGAAGCGCUAUUCAUUGUUUCUCACCGUGCUCGGUUGAUGUUUCAACGAUGUCCUAAGAACACUAGUGCAAUGUUAGCCCUCAACUACCCUGGAUUGUUGACACGGAAGGUCCUGCUGGCUCACGCGUUCUCCGAUCUUACCGUUUCAUGUUUCAACAGUCCCAACGACUGUAUCGUCUCAGGUUCUGUGAAGCGGCUAGAGGCCUUCCGGGAGGUAUUCAAGAGUUCUGUCGGUGGUAAAUCCACUCUGCUUGACGUACCGUUUGGAUACCACAGUCAGCAUAUGGAACCCCUUCUCGACGACCUUCAUGAAAUCGCUUCGAAGGUUCGUAUGAGCCCUCCAGUCAUUCCUAUCGCUUCGAAUGUCCUUGGUGCUGUGGUUCAGCCUGGUGAUGCAUCUGUCUUCAAUGCGGACUACAUUGUGCGACAUUGCGCCGAGCCUGUCCAAUUUGAGAAGGGGGCGUAUCUCUUGGCUCAGGAAGUCCUUGGUCGUUCGCAGAGAAACGUCUGGAUUGAAAUCGGACCUCAUCCUAUCACUAUUCCUUACCUGAAAACGAACUCGUCAGUUUGCGGUCCUCAGAGCUCGUUCCUCCCGUCGAUUCGGAAACGGCAGGAUGCCUGGCUUACAUUGACCUCCAGUCUCAGCGAACUCUAUCGCUCCAAUGUCCCAGUCAAGUGGAGGGAAACGUUCUCGCACGUUAAACCGUCAUGUGUAUCUCUCCCAUCAUACCCAUUUUCGAAGGACAAAUUCUGGGUCCCGUAUGUUGAGCCACAUCUUCGUGAUCUGUCCGCAGCGUCAAGACAACAACAUCUGAGGGCUCCAAUAUUAACGUGUCCAGUCCGGGAGAACGGCUCUAUAGCCGAGCAGAACGGUCAUUCUGCUGCACCUCGAAACCAAAAGUAUCCUGGAUUACCCAAACAGGUGCAAAGCCUGGUGGGAGACGAGGGUUCGGAAACGCUCGUUAACGAUGUACUUCAAGUGAUAUCGUCUGUGCUAGGGAUUCAUGUGGAGCGGAUGGGAGGGGAUACCACGUUUGAGUCUUUGGGACUCGACUCGUUAGCGUCUAUCGAGGUGCAUCAGGAGAUCAAAGAUCUUCUAAAAAUGACGCUUCCAGACGAUUUUUUCCUGCACAACACGAAAAUUACCGCUAUUCGACAGUAUUUCUCGCAAAAGGCUUCAGUGGGCCCUACUACUGCUUCGAAGCCGCUUGGUGACGAGAUUCUUCGCGUCAUUUCAUCGGUUUUGGGCGUCCCCCUCGAAAAGACGAAUGAAGGCACUUCAUUUGAGGCUUUAGGCUUAGACUCGUUGGCAUCCAUCGAAGUGCACCAGGAAGUCCAAGAACGUCUGAAGGUUACACUCUCAGAUAACUUUCUCCUACACCAUACUACUGUUCUUUCUGUUCGACAAUUCUUCUCCGAACCAACCCAGAAGGAACAAACUGUCUCCACGAAAUCACAUCAUCCCGUCCAUGUUACUGUCAAGGCGAACGAAAUCAAGCAGGAUGAGUACAACGAAAUGGAUUCUUCCACGCGCACGAUAGUUCGAGCACUUCAUUUGAGCUCUAACCCAAAACUUGUUCGGGAGCGUCUAGUUGAGGGCAGUGUUCCGGUCUUUCUCAUACACGAUGGGAGCGGCUUAUGCGGAUAUUACGAGAAAAUGCCAAGUCUAUCGCACACUCUUUGGGCGCUUCAUAACCCACGUUUCCUUUCUUCUAAGCCAUGGGAGAACCUUUUUGAAAUGACGAAAUUCUAUGCGGAACUGAUUCUUUCGACUGUAAGCGAAGGCAAUGUUAUUCUUGGAGGAUGGUCCUUCGGUUCAAUCGCGGCGUACGAGACAGCUCUACAACUUCGCAAGUUGGCAGGGUCGAGGAACCUUCAUGUCCAAGGACUUCUCCUUAUCGAUCCUCCACCAAAUCCCUUUCCACCCCGUCCCGUUCCCAUCGAAGGUCAAGAAGAGAAUGAAACCGUUCCUGUUCCUGUUCUUCAGAACUCAACGAAUAGCAAAGUGAAAGACCUGAUCGGGACACAGUUUGUUUUGAACCCGCGGUUAUUGUACACUUAUGACCCUUUCAAGACGCCCAAAGAGCUCGGAAAUUACUCUGCGAAUGAUCUUUGUCCCCGGAUUACGUUACUGCGAUCGAAAGAGCCUUAUACCCCGAUUUUGAAAAAUGGAAAGCCUGCGUGGGUGCCAGCUUGGCUUGGAGAUCGUUCAGAUCCGACUGCUGCUACGAAAGGGUGGAAUACACUUACGUCGAAGGAAAUCAAGGUCUGGGGGAUUCCUGGGAAUCACUUUGAACCGUUCCUUCCUCAGAAUAUUGGAGACGUAGCGAGGUGUAUAGAGGAAGCCUUGGAUUACCUAACGUAA